CCCCCUCCCGGGGGUAUUUAAGGGCCCCCCCAGGGCGGGUGCGGAGCCAGAGGGACCCCGGGAGCCCCACAGGUGUCACCAUGAAGCUCUGGGUCGUGCUGGUGGCAGUGACGCUGCUGGCGGGCUGCGGGGCUGAGCUGACCCCCCCCGAACCCACCACUCCCCCCCCCAGCAGAAUUUGGGGGUACCUGGGGGUGCUGGGGGAGGCGGCGGAGAACGCGACGGUCCGGCUGCGGGAGGUCCCCCUCAUCCAGAAGCUGCAGUCCUUGAUGACGGAACUGAAGACCCAAGCCACCUCCUUGAGCGUUUCCAUCCGGGAGGAGAUGACGGAGGCGCGAGACCGAGCUGCCGAAUACGGGGCGGAUGCUCGAGCGGCGUUGGAUCAAAGUUGGGGCGAACUAAAAAAUCGGGGUGCAGCCUACGCCCGCAAACUCCGGAAACGUUUGAGUCGGGACGGAGAAGAAUUGAGACGUCGUUGGGACGUCUACGGCCAAGCGUUGGGGGACAGGGCGGCGGCUUUGAGGAAAAGUUGGGGGGUGAUGGGGCGAAUUUUGGGGGAGCCCGGUGUACCCCAAAAUUCUGAAGAUUGAUUUAGGUUGGAAUUUCUGCGCCCCCCCCCCCAAAAAAAAAAAGUAAUAAUUUGGGGUGCUGCUGGAGUUGGGUGGGGAAUAAAGAGCGAUGGGUGGCUCGGUG
Molecule: messenger RNA, 693 nt
Organism: Grus americana (Whooping crane)
Lineage: Eukaryota; Metazoa; Chordata; Aves; Gruiformes; Gruidae
Product: apolipoprotein E-like
Exons: 4
Coding region: 81-590 (169 amino acids)
Source: RefSeq, a predicted model, not a curated record